UGUUAUACAACAUACAAAAGAUUGUAAAGAAAAAAAUCGUCAAUGUAAUAUAUGCAAACAAGUUAUUUUUCUUUAUUGGUACCAUGCUAAAAUUUGCAUGAAUCAAAAUUGUCAAGUUCCAUAUUGUACAAGUUUAAAAUUUUUCAUAGAAAAGCAAUGGACAACUAGUUUACAAGCAGAUCGACUUCUUAUGGAAGCUAUGAUGAUGCAACGCGAAACAAAUAUUAUGUUAACACAAACAUAA
Molecule: messenger RNA, 244 nt
Organism: Rotaria sordida
Lineage: Eukaryota; Metazoa; Rotifera; Eurotatoria; Philodinida; Philodinidae
Source: the annotation of a GenBank genome assembly